This is a messenger RNA of Morus notabilis, 2575 nucleotides long. RefSeq names its product ATP-dependent DNA helicase 2 subunit KU80. The transcript has 13 exons. Bases 122 to 2200 code for a protein of 692 amino acids. The record is from RefSeq and is a predicted model, not a curated record. NCBI's taxonomy places the organism in Eukaryota, Viridiplantae, Streptophyta, Magnoliopsida, Rosales, Moraceae. Gene Ontology annotation, molecular function: DNA helicase activity; double-stranded DNA binding; damaged DNA binding. Gene Ontology annotation, biological process: telomere maintenance; cellular response to X-ray; cellular response to gamma radiation. Gene Ontology annotation, cellular component: nucleus; Ku70:Ku80 complex.
UAAAAAAGUAAUGGAGUCCAUAGUUAUAGGACUCGGACAAGAAGCGGGAAAAGGAAGGAGAAACUGAUAUAAACAAAAUACUCUUCGGCUUCUUUAACAAGCUCUUCCUCAGUUCUCUUCAAUGGCUCGCAACAAGGAAGCGUUGCUUUUGUUGAUCGAUGUGGGUCCCUCAAUGCACAAUGUUCUUCCGGAAAUUGAAAGGGUUUGCUCUACUUUAAUUGAGAAGAAGCUCAUUUAUAGCAAGUAUGAUGAAGUUGGAGUUAUUUUGUUUGGAACUCAAGAUACAAAAAAUGAGCUGACAAAGGAAGUGGGUGGAUAUGAACAUGUGAUGGUUUUACGAAACAUUGGAGUUGUUGAUGGAAAUGUUCUUGAAGUUUUACAGCCACUCCCGAGAGGAACCUUUCCUGGAGAUUUUCUUGAUGCUAUAAUUGUUGGGAUGGAUAUGUUGAUUAAGAAGUAUGGACCAACAAAUAUGGGAAAGAAACGCCUUUGUUUGAUUACAAAUGCACAAUGUCCUACCAAAGAUCCAUAUGAAGGAACCAAAGAAGAUCAGGUAACGAUAAUUGCUGAUCAAAUGACUGCACAAGCAAUGAAAAUGGAGAGUAUAGUUGUAAGGGGAAGGAUCGGUGCAGAAGCAAAUGAGAAAAUAAUGGAUGAGAAUGAUCGUCUACUUAAUAUAUUCUCAAAGAGAACACGUGCAAAAUUGGUGCAUGUUGAGAGUCCAAUCUCGUUGCUUGGCGCACUUAAAACUCGAAAUAUAAAUCCAGUUACAAUCUUCAGGGGUGAUCUUGAAGUUAGCCCCAAAAUGAAGAUUAAGAUAUGGGUUUACAAGAAAACAACAGAAGAGAAGAUUCCAACUUUAAAGAAAUAUUCUGAUAGAGCCCCUCCAACUGAUAAAUUUGCCACACACGAGGUCAAGGUAGAUUAUCAGUACAAACGUGUUGAAGAUCCUAAUAAAUUUGUUCCUCCAGAACAACGGAUAAAAGGUUAUCGUUAUGGACCUCAAGUUGUUCCUAUCUCAUCUGCUGAAUGGGAUGCUGUCAAGUUCAAACCAGAAAAGAGUGUGAAGCUUCUAGGAUUUACAGAUGCUGAGAACAUUAUGCGGCACUAUUAUAUGAAAGAUGUCAAUAUUUUCAUUCCUGAACCGGGAAAUACAAGGGCCAUUCUUGCUGUUUCUGCCCUAGCAAGAGCUAUGAAAGAAGCUAAUAAGGUAGCAAUUGUACGUUGUGUGUGGAGACAAGGUCAAGGAAGUGUUGUUGUGGGGGUCCUGACACCAAAUAUAUCUGGUCGAGAAAAUAUUCCUGAUUCAUUUUACUUCAACGUGCUUCCUUUUGCUGAGGAUGUCCGAGAAUUUCAGUUCCCCUCUUUCAGCAAUUUCCCAGAUUCGUGGCUGCCAACUGAACAACAACAAGAGGCAGCGGAUAACUUCGUACGGAUGUUUGAUCUUGCACCUCCUGGAAAAGAGGAAGCUCUGCCGCCUGACCUUACACCAAAUCCUGUGCUGGAGCGUUUCUAUCGUUGUCUCGAGGUGAAAUGGAAUAACCCAGAUGCAGCUGUACCUCCACUUGAUGAAACUCUUAGGAAGAUCACUGAAUCCGAUCCAGAACUUCUUUCUCACAAUGAGUCUGUUCUUGAUGAAUUUCGUAGAGCUUUUGAACUCAAAGAAAACCCAAAGCUCAAGGGGUCAUCUAGACAGUUAUUACGAGAAAAACCUUCCGGAUCAAACGGGGGUGAGGAUUGUGCAAUGAUUCAUGUUCAGUCUGCGAAUCGUGAUACUAAUGAAGCUACAUCUUCAAUCAAGAUUGAGAAAGUUGGAGAUAUAACUCCUAUCCAAGAUUUUGAAGCCAUGAUCUCACGAAGGGAUGGUCCAAAUUGGGUUGAUAAAGCCAUUACAGAAAUGAAAAACAAGAUAUUUUACUUAGUGGAGGACUCGUACGACGGCGAUAAUUAUCCUAAAGCGGCAGAAUGUUUAGUAGCCAUUCGGAAGGCUUGUAUCCUUGAGCAAGAACCAAAACAAUUCAAUGAUUUUCUGCGCCAUCUUUGCAAAUUCUGCAAGGAGAAAAAUCUCAGAAGUUUUAAUGAAUUCCUUGCAGCCAAAGAACUCACCUUGAUAUCUAAGUCAGAAGCCCCAGACAGCAGUGAAGUUACCGAAGACGAAGCUAGAAGUUUUGUGGUUAAAUCGGAGCCAAUGUUGGAAUAAAGACUUUUGAGUGGAUCGCUUGCAUCUUCUGUUGAGUUUGUAUCGUCCUCUUUCAUGUUUGGAUUUGGUCUAGGAUCAACAUUAGAGAGCUGCUUGGAUGGCAUUAACCCGAAUUUUGUUAAAAACACGCGGGGAUUAAUCGCAAAUACACUUCGAGGUUCGGGUUCCAGGAUUUGCUUCUGUAUUGGAAGGUCUUUCUGGAAUCACAGGAAUGGCGUUUUCUUUGGGAUAACGCAGAGGAAAUGCAGAUGGCUGAUCUAAGAUACUUGCUUUCGUGGUGUAAAGGUGGGGUUUUAGUUUGUGUUUUGCUGCUAUUUAUUUCAGUGUCUAUUGUAUAUUCUUUUCCUUUUUUGGUCUUUUAUUAAACUGGUUUUA